AUGAAUUCUAUGUUAAAAAUUGAUCAGCAUUCAGAAAGUGUUGAAUCAUCGAGCAAAACUCGAGCAAUCUGCUUACUAACUAGGUCCUGUCCAUCAAAUGACAAAUACUGUAGUUAUACUCCAAAACUGAUUUCCAAAGAACGUUUAUGUCAAGCCGUCGACAUUUUAUUAGAUAUGCAAAAUGAUGGUGGAGGUUUCGCCAGUUAUGAACGUAUUCGUGGUCUAAGUUUUCUGGAAUUGAUGAAUCCAGCAGAGGUUUUUGGAAAUAUCAUGAUCGAAUAUAGCUAUCCCGAGUGCACUUCUAGUGUUAUAACGGGACUGUACGCAUUUUCGAAAUAUUACCCCGACUAUCGGGCCGAUGAAAUUAAUAAUCGUGAUUUGUUGAUUGAUAGGAAGGUUUGCGAUAAAGCUAAAAAGUACAUUUACGAUUCGCAGCUGGAGGAUGGGAGUUGGUAUGGUUCAUGGGCCAUCUGUUUCACCUACGCCACCAUGUUUGCAAUGGAAGCAUUGGCGAGUUAUGGUGAGACCUACAAGAAUAGGUAA
This is a messenger RNA of Acaulospora colombiana, 543 nucleotides long. The record is from the annotation of a GenBank genome assembly. NCBI's taxonomy places the organism in Eukaryota, Fungi, Glomeromycota, Glomeromycetes, Diversisporales, Acaulosporaceae.